AUGAAGUAUGUGGAGGGAAUGCCCUUGACUAGUGUGGUCUGUUCGAACGGGUCUGUGGUAAUAGGGGGAGGAGGUGGAAAUCCAUUAUUUGGUUUCCCAAAUAGGAUUAUUCUAUUAGACUCUGCGUGCAAUGAGAUUAUGCACCUUACAGUGCGGGACAUUAUUUUGAGUCUUCGGGCUGUCCCUGGUGCAGUUCUUGUGGAAUAUUUUAAUUUUUUUGAGGUAUUUUUAAUAAAAGACGGGGUGAUUGAUGGGCCUGUAUGGGGAGAAGAGGGUGUUACAUCUGCUGUCCUUGGGUCAGAUGGAGUCUACUACGUGAAGAAUGGCCUUGUGAGAUUAAAUAUCUGGGAGGCCAUGAAAAAGACAAAACUUAAUACACAUAGUGUAGAAAGUAAUGGUAAAGAGCCAGAAAAAAGUGCAGAACUUAAUACACAUAGUGUAGAAAGUAAUGGUGAUGAGUCAGAAAAAAGUACAGAACUUAGUACACAUAGUGUAGAAAGUAAUGGUAAAGAGCCAGAAAAAAGUACAGAACUUAAUACACAUAGUGUAGAAAGUAAUGGUGAGGAACAGGGGAAUAAUCCAGAACUUGUUACACUACAUGCAAAAAGUCCUGUCACUGAGGGUGAAAAUAUUCCAAGACUUCUUACACUACAUGGAAAAAGUAAUGAAUAUUUAAUUUAUUCAGAAAAGACAGACGGAAUAGUCUCUUUAUACGAAAAUGCCGAGGAAACAGUCUUACCAGGCCCUAUAAGCAGGUAUAAGAUGCAGGACAAGGCGUAUUCUUACAUAGUACAGUUAAAGGACGACUAUUCCCUGGUUACAAUGCAGUAUGAUGGCAAAAUAUAUCAUGUUUUGGAGAAAAUGUGUAUUUCUGUGGCUGUCUCAGAGGGUGUCUUCUACGUGGGAACAGGCCGGGGUGAAGUAAUUGCGUAUAAGAAGGGGCGUGUGUUAUGGAGGAAAAAGAUAUUCACGUCGCCCGUGACGGAUCUGUGGCUCAAUGGGAGAGAUAUUUGGUGUACGUGCAUAAAUGGGAGGGUGAUCAAGGGUUCGAUCGACGGGGACUUUAAUAGUUUCUUGAAGUUCGGGAUACUUUCUGUUUUUAUGGCUGGGUGCAUGUUUGCUGUUAAGUCUUGGGUUUUUGGAAAAUAA
Molecule: messenger RNA, 1149 nt
Organism: Nematocida ausubeli
Lineage: Eukaryota; Fungi; Microsporidia
Exons: 1
Coding region: 1-1149 (382 amino acids)
Source: RefSeq, a predicted model, not a curated record